Messenger RNA from Cicer arietinum (chickpea), 1138 nucleotides. Lineage: Eukaryota; Viridiplantae; Streptophyta; Magnoliopsida; Fabales; Fabaceae. The record is from RefSeq and is a predicted model, not a curated record.
AACUAACAUUGAACAUAAUUGUGUUCCCUUCUCUUGAGGGUGGUGAAAGGUUGGAAAAUGGCGGAACCUGAUAUCAAGCCAACAUUGGUGAAUAAUUCAUCCACCAAUAGUUGGCAGAAAUCAGGACGUCGUGUGGCUUUCGAAGUGCCCUCCAACCACCACCACCCAAAUAACUCCCCUAGCCUAAAUGAUAUUGAUACCUCCAUUUAUGAUUUUGAUAGGGAACACUAUCAUCCAUGUUGUUUGGCAUGUUGUGCAUGGUCAUGUCUUGUCAUGUUCAUCUUUGUCAUAACUUUUCUUGUUUUUGGGAUCUCCUAUUUGGCUUUCCUCCAAGCAGGAAUGCCCAAAGUCAAUGUUAGGACGUUCAACAUCAUCAAGUUUCAAGUCGACAAUAGCUCACAAAAUAUGGAUGCAAGCAUAAGUUUAGGUUUAAGAUUCUCUAACAAAAAUGAGGAGCUCAAACUUUUGUAUGGUCCUCUUUUUCUUGAUGUCACUAGUGACGGUGUGUUAUUAGGUAAAACUAAACUUAAUGGUUUCUCCCAAAUGCCUCGAAAUGACACAGAUUUGGAUAUGACAAUGACAAUGAACCAUGCAAGUGUUAAUAAGUAUGAUGCAGAUGAGUUAAAGUCAGACAUCAUGGCUAAUGAGAUGGUGUUUGAUGUGUUUGUUAGUGGAAACAUUGGUGUCCAUAUUGGAAGUUUGAAGAUGAUAAACGUUCCUUUUCUUACAUCUUGUGAACAAAUCAAGCGGAUGGAUGUUGAUUUUGGAAGAAGGCCAGGAUGUAAUAUCAAGAUGUUUGCUUAUAGACCUUCACCCAAUUGAUGACAUGAACCGUUACAAACAAGUUUUUCUCAAAGCAAUGGUUCACCAUCCUUGGUUAAGAGACAAGUUUAUUAUUCAUAGGAAAAAUGGCUUCUACAAAUGUUGUAAAGCGUUUGAGGGCCGUUAGAGACAUUUAUAUCUUUGAAGUAUUUCAAUCUAGAUAAUUAAACUUCUUUUUUUCAUUGUGGACAUGUAUAUAUGGUCAUCAAUGUUGCCAUAUAGUCCAACCACAUGCAUACUUUUUAAGACAAGAGGUAUCAAAUAUAUUCAAUUUUUAAACGUAGAACCUCUAAAAUCGCAACAUAUUUUCUCUUAA